Messenger RNA from Xenopus laevis (African clawed frog), 4665 nucleotides. It is a transcript of the gene ppp1r8.L, whose product is annotated as protein phosphatase 1 regulatory subunit 8 L homeolog. The record is from RefSeq and is marked provisional. NCBI's taxonomy places the organism in Eukaryota, Metazoa, Chordata, Amphibia, Anura, Pipidae. Gene Ontology annotation, cellular component: nuclear speck.
CUCGGCGGAUACAGUAUCAAAUGUUUCCCACAAUGCAUAGCGAGGAGGACUAAAGAUGGCGGCGAAUCCGAACUCUAGCAAACCAAUAUUUGAGUGUCCGAGCUGGGCAGGGAAGCCACCCCCAGGUCUGCACCUUGAUGUUGUGAAAGGAGACAAGCUCAUUGAGAAACUAAUUAUUGAUGAAAAGAAAUACUACCUAUUCGGAAGGAACCCAGAUAUCUGUGACUUUACUAUUGACCAUCAGUCUUGCUCCAGAGUUCAUUCCGCCCUAGUCUACCACAAGCAUCUGAAGAGGGUCUUUCUGAUAGACCUCAACAGCACACAUGGGACAUUUCUGGGCCAUAUCCGAUUGGAGCCCCACAAACCUCAACAGAUCCCCAUAGAUUCCACAAUUUCAUUUGGAGCAUCGACACGCAUGUACACCUUACGAGAGAAACCGCAAGCUCUCCCAUCUGCCUUAAAAGGCGACGAAAAGGCAGGGGAAGAUGAUGAAUUAAAGGGCCUGCUGGGCCUUCCAGAAGAAGAGACUGAGCUUGAUAAUCUUACAGAGUUCAAUACAGCCCAUAACAAGAGGAUAUCCACACUAACUAUAGAGGAGGGCAACAUUGAUAUUCAGAGACCAAAGAGGAAGAGGAGAAAUUCCCGUGUAACUUUCAAUGAGGAUGAUGAGGUUAUCAACCCUGAGGAUGUUGACCCUUCGGUUGGGCGUUUCAGAAAUAUGGUGCAAACAGCAGUGGUUCCUGUAAAGAAGAAGAAAACAGAAAUAACUGGAUCCCUUAGUCUAGAAGAUUCAGUGGGACGGCGUGUCCAGAACUUUCCGUUUACUGGAGGCCUCUAUGGUGGACUUCCACCAACACAUGCCGAAGGUGGGGCACAGACAGCUGGAGGCCAUGGCACAGCCCUGAUGGGUGGAAUGCCCUUCCCUAAUCUUGCUCCAGAGGUGGAUCUUGCACCUACCACUGCUACUGUUGCUCCCAUAACUGUUGCCCCUGCUCCAACCAGCUUCACUGCCGAAGCGGUUAAUGAACCCAAGAAAAAGAAGUAUGCCAAGGAGGCGUGGCCAGGGAAGAAACCCACUCCGUCAUUGCUCAUCUAAGCUAACUGCUAUAACCCAUCUAGGACGAGACUGGGUCAAUAAGCCAACACUCUUUGCUUUUCAGGUAUCAGCCAAAAAGAAGGGAGCUGGCACAUUUUAGCCAGGUUUUCGUCAUUUAUGGUCAUUUUCACUUUAGUUGUAUAAAGAGAACUAUGUCAGCAAUCGGUCAAAAUAGAGGUGUCUUUAAAUUUCCUCUUGAUAAUGAAACAACUUCAUUUUAUAUUGAAAUUGAUUUCGGACUUGAACCGGUUAGAAAAACUCUCCAGACAAGUAACGAGUUCAUACACACAGAAUCGGUGUAGAAGCAGCCGUGAUGGAGAACCUAUUACUGAUCAAUGUGCUUUGUGUUGGCCUAUAUACAGUGUAUAGAAUCCUGCAUGCAACUGUACAGCUUUAGACAUAUUUUUAUAUUUAAUAAUUUGAAUUCUGUACAUUUAUGGAAAACUUUCCUCUUGCUCCGUUUUAUUUGAAUGUAUGUGUGUACAGUAUAUGUGUGAAAGCUAGCUCACAUUAAUUAUCUUUUUAUUUGCCCAUUCUAAUAUGCAGUUGUCACCAGUCAGGGUUAAAUUUACCAGGUAGAAGAUAGCAUGAUUUAUUCCUGCAGUACUUUAUCCUCCACCUAUUCCAUAUUUGAGCACCAAGGAGAACAUUUAUUUUGAAGCAGAAUAAUCAUCUAAAUGAGAACAUUUACGAGUAGGGCUCGUAAACUUGUUCCUCACCAGUAGCUACAGAGGACAUUGCUCUAUUACCAGUUAGCAGAAACAGCAAGAUUCUUGUAUUCAAAAUCAGUUAACUGUUAGGGGCAGAUUUAUUAAGGAUUAAAUAGUAAAUUCGAUUUUUUUAAAAAAAAUUUUGGUGUCAAAAUUCUAAUUUGAAUCCCCCAAAAUGAGAUUUAUCACAUCUCAACCAUGGAAACCGUUCUAAUUCGAAUAAUCGCUACCUAAAACCUGCCAAGUUCAUUUACAAGUAAAUGGCAGAGGUCCAUUCACCCAUUUAAAUAAAUUUAUUUAAAAUUGCCUUACUGACAUUCAAGUUUUUUGGGGGUUUUUCAGAGAAAAACUCGAUUUGAAUUAGAUUCAAAUUCAAUUAGAAUUUUCGGGUCGUUCCUAUUCGAUUGAAUAUUAGAUAUUCGAGUUUUUUCAUAAAUAGCCUCCCAUUAGAGUUGAGUACAUUCAAAUUUAUUAGAGUAAAAAAAAAAUCGACCUUUGAUCAAUAACCCCCUUAAUGAUGUUGUUUCUCCUCAAUACUAUUUUGAUUCUUUGGUUCUUGACAUGUAGAAUGGAAGGCACUUUGCUGUAGAAUGGAGCAGCUGGUGAGCCCCGUACCAACCCCGGCUUUCUACAUAUAUUUCUAUGAGUUAAAGCAAGAAGCUUCUUACUUCUGUUGAGUAGCAGAUAAGGGUCUUGUGACAAAAAGGGAAAGCUUGUUUUACUGGUCGAGAAUACACACCUUCAAUCCCCAAAGUCCUAUUGAGGAUAAAUUACAAUGUACAAAAAGCAGAUAUUAAAAAUGUACAAUUUAUUACUUCUAUAUAAUCUCUAAAAACACUGGCCAGCCAGGAAACACAAUGAAUAAUUUAAGAAUAAAUAUACAUAAAAACAAUUAUAGAUUCAAUGCAGGUGGAUAAUCAUUUUUCCUGUAGAGAAAAAUCAAGUAACUAUUCCUUGGUUGCGAUGUAUGCUUGUAGUUUACAAAACAAGAAAAGAGUUUUGAGUUGUAGUUCAACAAGAACGAUAAGUUAUUUCAAUUGGGGUUGUGACCAAGAUUUUUUUUUUCUCCCAAUAUGGUGAAGCAAUGAGGUAUGCAGAGUGCUUUACUGAGUGGAUAAGCAGGCAGAUCGAUGAAUGUCUAAAUAAGAGAAACAUUUUCUAGGGGAUGUAUUGGGGCGUCCCCCACUCCCUCCUCCUUGCCAGCUGUAAAAGCCCCCCAAAAUAGAUUGGAAUAGUCUCACCAGAUUCUAAGUUCCGGAAUUCCUCGAGGGCACAGCCGGGUUUGAACUCUCGGCAGCCUCAAGCCUGUUUCACGAAUUCACCUCUCUGCAGAUGUCCUUUUCACAAGGAUCCAAGAUGGCGCACAGUCUGUUUCAGUGCGUGCGCUCCUUCUUACUUCUGUUGAGUAGUUUUAAAGAUUCACUUGCAAUAAAUAACAUUUGAUGAUCUAUAAAUAGGAGAUCUAUAAUGAUCAGUUUGAAAGUCACCUGUUGCACCAACCAUUGCCCAGCCUUGUGGUCAGUUAAAGGAAAACUAUACUCCCAGAACAAAUGUAGGUCUCUAUAAAAAAUAUAUUGAGUAAAACCCUGCUUCAUGUAAAUGAACCAUAUUUAUAAUAAUAUACUUUUUUUUUAGUGACUAUGAAGAUUUUCAUUCAUCCAGGUCAUGGUAUAUCUAGUAAAAGUAAUUCUAAAACAACCGCAGUACAAUAUUACUCGGCAAGUUGCUUUUAGAAUUACUUAUACUUGAUAUACUUUUUUAGUAGUAUGUGCCAUUGGGUAAUCCUAAAUAGAAAAUUGCCAUUUUAAAAAAAUAAGGGCCUUCCUCUGGGAUCUAGGAUUCACGGUGCACACAAACAAACCAUACUUGUUAGGUCACAUGAGCCAAUUAACAGACAGAGUUUUAUCUUUUGCUUCCAAACUUCUUCCUGUUACAGUUAGUGUUGUAUUUCUGGUCAGGUGAUCUCUGAGACAGCACACAGACCAUCAAUCUUUAAGGGAAGAUUAUUUUCUGUUCUGUGUAUUUUUAGAUUUUCAGCACAGUGACUGAUAAAACAAUGAACUGAAACUUGGGCAUACAGCUGGCCAUUCAUAUACUUAUUAGCUGGACAGAUACUCGCUAUGUACCCUGCAUAUUGGUUGGUCUUUCAUCAGACAGGUUUGGAAAAUGUCUUUAGCCAAUAUGGGCCAAAGGAAAAAACUUCCUUACCAUUAAGGAUCAACCAGUGUAUUGCCCAUAGCGAUCCAUUUAAGUAGGUAAUUGGUGUGAUUAUGAAUUCUGUACUAUAUACGCACAGACCUGUGCCAGAAUUCUGUUGUCUUUUUCUGUCUUCUUUUAAACACACAAUCAUUUCACCAAUUCAUUAUCAGGAGGAGAAUUUAAUUUGAUUACCUUUUAGAUGAUACUGGCAAGUUGAGCUGGUGUGAUUUUUAGCCUGGUUUUGGCAUGUUAAUACACCCCAUAUGCGUCCAUCUAGAUCAGUAACCCUCUGCCACACACCAGUGCUUUAAUACAUUUGUGUUAUAAAGAUGCCAGCUAUUCAUUCACUGAGUGAUAGUAGUUGCACAACUGCACUGGUUAAUCUGCUCUAUUACUAAAUCAUAGAACAGAAGCAGGACUGUUUGUGACACCAAAAGCUUUUUCAUCUUCUUUUCCCCUUAACAAGAAGGUCGUUUAUGUGAGCCAGCUAUAGUCAUCCAUCAGAUAUCAAAAAAUUUUGUAUAUAGAUUUCUUUUCUGAUUGUGCAGAUUUAAUUUGAUAUAUAAACCUUGUUAAAGUUGUAUUUUAACACUUUGUAUAUCAUUAGUCUGAGUUUUGACUAUAACUUGUUAAAAGGAAUUAAAAGACUCGGAUCUACUU